CUGGGUUGGCGGGGCGUUCCUGGGCACCGGCGGCGGCUGGACAGGGAAGUCUCCCGGACCUUCCCAUGUGUGCUUUCGUCCAGGAUUCCACAUAUGCGGACUUGUUUUCUCCCCUCGGUCUUUUGAACCCUUCUUCCACGAUUUUCCUUUCCUUGUCGUUUGGUUCAGCCGCUGCGAAGCCUGCGGGCGCUACUGUGCUUCGGACUCGGGUGUUUUGAUACCGAAGUGCUCUCGCUCAUUCAAGCCUCUCUCUCUUUUUGGGCCCUGCAGGAUGCCAUUUCACGGGGUCAGCGCAACGCAACUGAUCGCUGCAGGAAAGGAAUACUACGAAAAGCUAAAGAGACAUGGCGAAGUCAAGGAUGACAAGAAGGCGCUCCUCAACCUCAUCCGCUCGAAACUCAACGGUGACCACACCGCCUGUGAGCUGGAGGAGCCGCUAGAGUACACCUCGAGAUGCAAGACGAGGGCGGUGCUUGUCGCCACCUCGGCCAUCGACAUCAACGGCAUCCAGGUCACCAAGCUGGCUUCCAAGCUCCUGAUGAAGAGCGCCGGGCUGUCGCUCGACAGCCUCUCGCACUGGGCGCUGGUCACUGUCGACAGAGGCGAGGGAACGUGCUAUCUUUACGACCUAAUGAGUGACCAAAUGCUUCCGACCACUAAAAUAAUGAAGAACUACCCACGGUGCUUCCCUGUCACCGAGGAGAUGGUGCAGUCCUGGACGGGAGCAAGCUAUAUCGGGGAGACCACACGGACACACCAGGAGAUUCUGGAGAUUGCAUCUAGGUAUAUCUCCGAGCAUCCACGCUACAACCUGUUCGAGGCCAACUGUCAGAACCUGGCCGAGGCCCUCGUGGUGGAACUGUGCAACGGCAAGGUCAUCAGCCAGUCCAACCUGGGCGAAGAGGUUAAGAUGCUUUCGAACAGGAUGUCCUCGACCCUGCUGAUGAAGAUGUCACUGGAUCGUAACGCGUUACGGGAGCUGAAAUCGGACAUCAAAACCGCAGGGGAUCGCCUGAUCGUAGCCAAAGGGUCCAAAGCGAUACACGAAUGAUUGAUGAUCCCGGGUGAUUCUAUAAAAGGCCGAGAUCUGUUCGAUGGCUGACCCUUUUCCACCGCCAGGGCAUGUCUUCCUGCCCCUGCUAUACGGCCACGUUACGCUUCAGAGUCCCCCCUCUUACAACUCGUUCACCGUGUCCCACAACAUCAAACGCGUCCAAGCUGCGAUGAAGCGGUUCAGGGAAGGCGAGAAUGUAUGGAGCAUUGUGCUGGGAAUCUAGCUGGGAGUCUGUGAGAAGCGGAUUUCAAGGAUGCAAGGUGCGCUGGCCAUUACACCUGUCAGACCGUCUCAAGGACAAUGUGCCACGAGCACUACACGUCCUCCGGCUGGGUGGGGGUCCACCUGGGCAUGGAAAGUGGGAGUGCCAAUUGUGCGCUUGCAUAGAAGACGGUCAGCCGCACCUUUACAGCCUCGGUUGUAUGGACAAAGAGUACUUAGGCAACGGUGCUUUUGCUCCAAUUUGGAAAGCGAGAUGUAGAGGAGCUCAGGGAGCUGAGCGAGCAAUCCUCCACUGAGCAGAACCGGACGCCUGCGACGAUUUGCCAAAGUAGACAGCCCGCCCCAACGGGUUGUACCAACGCGAUUAUCAACACGCAAGCUGGUCAGCAUCUGGUUUGAUACAAUGUGAACCACUGCGGUGGCCCAGGAAGGAGUUGGGGGGGGGGGGUUGAGACUCAUGUCGUGGAGAGCCACAGCGGAGGUGAAGUAUGCUAGGACUUUAGGUACCUACUAAGUAGAUAGAUUUGAGCUCUCAGAACCUUGGAAGCAACUGCAUCAAAUUUACUACGGGCUUAGUUGACA
Molecule: messenger RNA, 1858 nt
Organism: Diaporthe batatas
Lineage: Eukaryota; Fungi; Ascomycota; Sordariomycetes; Diaporthales; Diaporthaceae
Exons: 4
Coding region: 272-1051 (259 amino acids)
Molecular function (GO): peptidase activity
Source: RefSeq, a predicted model, not a curated record